Messenger RNA from Jaminaea rosea, 3061 nucleotides. RefSeq lists its product as hypothetical. The record is from RefSeq and is a predicted model, not a curated record. The coding region runs from base 97 to 2940 and encodes 947 amino acids. The transcript has a single exon. NCBI's taxonomy places the organism in Eukaryota, Fungi, Basidiomycota, Exobasidiomycetes, Microstromatales.
CCCAAAUCGCUGAAUUGCUCUGCCCCUUGACUGCCUCGGCAUCCUCUCCAUCACUGCCAUUGCGAGGAAACCUCCUACUUCUACGUCGCGCUAGCCAUGACCCGCGCUUCUGCGGCAGGAGCGGCCUCGAACCACAAUCAUGGGCGGGCACCCUCCGGCUCACUCGGCCACGGCCACCUCGAGGCGCAGCAGCCUUCUCGUCUGUUUGAAGAGGUGCGGGUUGCCAUCCUCGAGGCCAGAGAAGAGCAGACACAACGACAGGCGGAAGUCAAUGGGGACGAUGACGGAGAAGGAGGAGAUGGUGAAGCCAGCCGGCUAAUGGCCACCAUUGAGACGACGCCCGUCUAUCCUCUCCUCCAACUCAUCCGCGGCGACGUUCGCCUAACUAUCGACACAGGUCUGACGUGGGAGGAGCUCACAGGCCACGAGCUCAACUUCGCCGUUGUACGACCACUUGCCCGCAAGUACUCGAAGCUACACAGCCCUGCCAUUCUGUACGCCUUUCUUGUCACCCGCAUCUACUUCCUCAGGGAGGCAGACAGGGAUUUGGCAUACCAGAGCGUCAAUCAGGCGCGCGCUAGCCUGUGCGAGAUCUUAGCUAUCAAGCUCCUCCGUACUUUCGCGAGCGAUGGGCUCGACCUGGUCACCGCGCUCAGCGCUCCCUUCUGGCCGUUUGCUGGAGCAGACGAAGAUGUCAUGUCCAACGUCCAUCGCCGCGGCUACGCAGAGAAGGACCCGCUCAAUGAAUCGACAUCGACCCUCCAGCUGGCCAUCUACUCUACCGCCAAGAAAUUCAUCGCUACUCCACUGGUGCAAAAGUGCGUUGACGGAAUCUACAGCGGCAAAGUCGUUUUGGGCAACAGCAGCGCAGCAGGCCAUGCAAUCAUCGACGACUCGUACAAGAAGAGGCCCGUCUGCUUCUACGACCCGGCUACUGCCCCCUUCCUCGACCAUCGUCGUCUUCGUGUGCCCCGGGUACGCAGCUGGCUCGAAGCUGCAAACUUCGUCGCCAUCCUUGCGGCGUACAUCGUCUGUCUAGGCAGCGAAGGCACUCAUGAGUGGACGGCGGCAGAAACCAUCUUUAUCAUCUGGCUGAUAGGAUUGGCAAUCGAUGAGCUCGCCCAAGUCAAAGAGCACGGCUGGAGCGUAUAUGUCGGGUCUCUUUUCAAUGUCCUUGACUCGGUAUUCUGCGUCAUUGGCUUCACCUGGUUCGGCAUCCGCCUUGCCGGCCUCAUCACAGGCAAGGCAGAGCACACCGAAUUUGCAUUCAACGUCCUCUCCCUCGGAGCCAUCCUACUUUGCCCCCGUAUGGCAUCGCUACUGGUAAGCGACAAUGUGCUCUUGCUCGCGCUUCGAGCCAUGGUGGUGGAGUUCAGCUACUUUCUCGGCCUGGCCCUAGUGUUCUUCAGCGGCUUCCUCUGGACAUUUUGGUCUCUCUCCGACUCGUCUAAGUGGACGCCAGCCACGAUCGGCUGGCUGAUGCUACGCUUCACCUUCGGAAACACGAUCUCGCUCGAGCAGGCGCAGGAGUUUUCCCCGACGUUCGGACCGUGGCUUGUGGUAGCCUUUACUAUCCUUGCACAGACGUUGCUCCUCACCAUCUUGAUCAGUCUGCUCUCUGCCACCUUCUCCCGCGUUGCUGCACAUGCGCAAGAAGAGUCGCUUUUCCAACAUAGCUACUCGACACUGCAAGGUGUCUCAUCCGAGGCCCUCUUCUCCUACUUUCCGCCACUCAACAUCCUCUGCCUCCUCAUAGUCCUCCCGGCCACCUUCUUCUGCAGCCCACGCUGGGUGCACAAAGUCAAUGUCUUCAUCAUCCGCCUCACCCACCUGCCCAUACUCUUGACAAUCAGGCUGGUGGAGCGACACGACUACUGGACUAGGGGCGUGGAGCUUGCUGCUGCGGAGACGAAGAAGGGUCUGAGGGGCCACUUGAUUGAAAGAUUGACGACUAAGAGACGGACGCAGUUCGACAUCAUCGAGGUGGCGUUCAGUGAGAUUGUAGCCGAGGGGGAAGAGAGAGGCGACAGGGGAAGAGACGGCUCAACGGCAGCCAAGGACAGUAACCUGAGUAGCUACGACUCCCAGUAUCAGCGGCGGCAAACCCAGGCGCAAGACCAGCAGCAGCAGACAAGCCAAGACUCGGGUCCAAAGGAUACCCCCAGGGACCAUCGCCAGCUGGAGCGGGUUGUGACGACCGACUCGGUGAAGAGCAAUCGUAGCUAUCCGGACAGUCCUGGAGCCACCAUACGGCGUGCAAGAGAUGCAUUCGCCGCCGUCUCAGGGAAGGGCGGCAAUGGCGGGAGGGUAGUCAUUGUCAAUGCCGGCAAUGGAGGCAGUGGCGGCGGCGGCGGCGGCCAGCCAUCCGGCGUCGACCUGAUACGCCAAGACACCUUUGCCAGCCUCUUCUCACCAUCGCGGCCGCAGCGCAAGGGCGGAAUCAGGAGGGCCAGGACACAAUCACCAUCGAUGCGUCCGCCGCAGGAGGAGGGCGAAGAAGAUGGCGAGGGGGAUGAAGACAAGCCUGCAAAGAGACGGGGCCUCUGGAGCAAGAGAAAGGCCGCUAAGCAGGCAGAGGCAGGUGCAGAGGCGGACACGAGUGCCUCAUCGCAACGACGCAAGGAGCAGCUCAAUCUCGACGACAGUGUGGAGCGAAAGGACUAUGCCGAGAAUGAAGAGCGGGAAGACGACGGUGAUGAAGAAGCCUCAGACGACGAUGACGGGAACGAGGCAGGCUCAGUCGGUAGCGAAGACGAGGACUCUGGGCCGAGCAACGCAGCCUGGGGCGACGUGAUGUUGCGCUUCCUCGAGCGAUUGGACGAGCAAGCCCAGACGACGGAUCGGAUCGAGGAGAUGCUGAACAGGAUUGUUGCAUCGAAGGAGGGUGGAGAGCUUAGUGAUGAGAAGCCCGGCGAUCAAGCGGGAGAAGGUGGGAAGUGAAAGUGACCGGGACCGGGACCGUGACGGGGUGACCGGAGAGCAGGCGAUUAGACGCCGUAGUGUACCCUUCGCCAAGUCCAUGUCUUCAGACUCUGUAAUUAUGACCAUCGUCAUUCACCAC